CGCUGUUCUAAAGUCAACUGACGCAAAGGUCUCCUCGUUGCUCAAAUCUUAUACUAUUAUGACUCUUCGAUUCUAGUAUUUGUUUGUUUAAUUAAUUUUAUUUUUUAUUUUACUUAUCAAUCAAUCUAUCAAAUUCGAAACCUUUGUUUUUCUAAAAUGAUCAAAUCUCGAAUUUGCAAUUCCUGCUGUUAAUCUAGGGUUUCCCGUCCCAAAUCCCGAGAUGCCAAACAAUCUUCAUCUGAUCAUCACAAACUCUUCCGUUUCUCCACCUCCGAUCUCAAAUAUCAACGGUCAAGAUGGUCAAAGUGAUCGACAAUGCCACGGGGUCUGGUACGACGCCUUACUGGUGGUCUCCGCGGUGCUAUUCGUGGUUUACUUGGCGGUGAACGCUAAGAAGAACGUGAACAAGCUGAGAAAUGGAAGGUCGUUGGUUUUGAUUUCCUAUUAUGCCCUUCUCUGGCUCGCUAGUGGACUCAACCUCGCUUGGUGUUCUCUUCAGGCAUGGCAAUGCGCUAGUGGAAAGGAGAUUGCUUGGAAUCUUCUGUCAUUGAUCACCACUUCCGGAUUUCUAUGUUUAGAAUUAAGCCUGGUGGGUUUCUUACUUCAGGAGAGUUAUGCGAAUGGGCUGGAAGCUUUAGCACGUACUUUCACUAUAUCAGGGAUCAUUGUUGGCGUCGAUAUGCUUCUCAAGGCAAUAUUUAUUUUUGGAUUUGGGGUCCCACUCUUCUUGGAUGUUGGAAGCACCCACCAGAUGAAGUGGGGCCUAUGGAUCAUCCAGAAAUUAUUGCUUACAACAGUUUAUGGCUUCAUCUUGUUUGUGCCUUUCUCAAAAUGGAGAGAGAAAUUGCCUCCCAGACCAGCAUUCUACAACUACGUAGCUGUGAUGUUUGUUGUUAACGCUAUUUCACUGCUUGCUUGUGGUCUUGCUACUAUCGGAAUAGGCUUUGGCAUUUGGGUGUACAAUUUAACAGUUAUCUGCUAUCACUUGCUCUAUCUCCCCUUCCUGUAUAUAACUUUUCUAGCAGAUUUUUUCCAGGAGGAAGAUUUUCUUUUGGAUAAUGCAUAUUACUCUGAGAUGAAAGAUGCCGGAUUCUUUGAUGCUGAUUGGGAUUAGUGCAUAAAACUCUGCAUUGAAGUGUUUGUACGCUUGCUAAGAGCAUUGGUUGCACAGUUUGUAAAUAGAUGAACUUAAAGGCAACAUACUUUUUAAGUGGAGUGAUUCUUUAUGAAAUUGUAAUCUUCUCCUUGAAUCCUCAACACUUCUUUUGGUACUUGCAAAUGGAUGCUGCUGCAAGUGCGUUUGGUUUAUAUACUUUGAUAAUACAAGCUGGACAAUUGCAUCAUAGAUGCUUAGAAAUUA
This is a messenger RNA of Theobroma umbraticum, 1360 nucleotides long. RefSeq names its product protein CANDIDATE G PROTEIN-COUPLED RECEPTOR 2-like. Gene Ontology annotation, cellular component: plasma membrane. Gene Ontology annotation, biological process: G protein-coupled receptor signaling pathway. The record is from RefSeq and is a predicted model, not a curated record. NCBI's taxonomy places the organism in Eukaryota, Viridiplantae, Streptophyta, Magnoliopsida, Malvales, Malvaceae. Gene Ontology annotation, molecular function: G protein-coupled receptor activity.